Setaria italica (foxtail millet) is the source of this 1987-nucleotide messenger RNA. Its product is annotated as abscisic acid 8'-hydroxylase 3. Lineage: Eukaryota; Viridiplantae; Streptophyta; Magnoliopsida; Poales; Poaceae. The coding region runs from base 183 to 1673 and encodes 496 amino acids. The transcript is spliced from 9 exons. The record is from RefSeq and is a predicted model, not a curated record. Gene Ontology annotation, molecular function: (+)-abscisic acid 8'-hydroxylase activity; iron ion binding; heme binding. Gene Ontology annotation, biological process: sterol metabolic process.
UUCUCUCAAGAUCGCUUCCCUCGUGCCCCUCUCGCCUUAACACCACCGCGCCACUGGCGCAAAUCACACUCGGAUACGAAAGGGAAGUACAGCGGGGGCACUAGCCUAGCCUCCCGUGUGAUUUAUCUUGAGAGGAUCACUCCUCUUACUCUUAGAAGCUGCAGCGUAGGGGAAGGCCACGCAUGGCUUUCUUCCUCGCUGUAGCUUGCGUCUACGUCGUCGCACUCGCCGUGCUGGUGCUGCUCGACGCGAGCAGGCGCCGGAGGGGAGGCGCCGCCGGCCGAAGCGGAAGCCCCCAGACGCAGGGGCUCAAGCUGCCCCCGGGCUCUCUGGGCUUGCCGUACCUCGGCGAGACCCUGCAACUCUACUCCCAGAACCCCAAUAUCUUCUUCGCCGCCAGGCUGAAGAGGUAUGGCGAGGUGUUCAAGACGCACGUUCUGGGCUGCCCGUGCGUGGUCUUGGCGAGCCCGGAGGCGGCACGCAUGGUGCUGGUCUCCCGUGCGCACCUGUUCAGGCCGACGUACCCGCCGAGCAAGGAGCGCAUGAUCGGGCCGCAGGCGCUAUUCUUCCACCAGGGCGACUACCACCUCCGCAUGCGCCGCGCCGUCCAGGGGUGGCUCGGCCCCGACGCGCUCCGCGCCCUGGUGCCCGACGUCGAGGCCGCCGUCGCAUCCACGCUCCGCUGGUGGGAAGGCCGCGAGACCAGCACCUUCCACACCAUGAAGAGGCUCACGUUCGACGUCGGCGUCGUCACCAUCUUCGGCCGGCGGGUGGCCGAGCACGUGAAGGAGGAGCUGAGGAGGAACUACUUCAUCGUGGAGAAUGGCUACAACAGCUUCCCCAUCCCCGUCGUCCCCUGGACCCGCUACAGCCAGGCCAUCAAGGCGAGGCAGCGGCUGGGGGCGAUCCUGAGCGGCAUCCUGUCGGAGCGGCGGGCGCUGGGGGACCUCGGCGACGACCUCCUGGGCACCCUCAUGCGGUACCGCGACGACGGCGGCACGGCGCUCUCGGACGACCAGGUCGCCGACAACGUCCUCGGCGUGCUGUUCGCGGCGCAGGACACGACGGCCAGCGUCCUCACCUGGAUCCUCAAGUACCUCCACGACAACCCGAAGCUUCUGGAAGCCGUCAAGGCGGAGCAGAUGGCGGUCUACGAGGAGAACGACGGCGGGAGGCUGCCGCUGACGUGGGCGCAGACGAGGACGAUGCCGAUCACGAACCUGGUUAUCUUGGAGAGCCUGAGGUUGGCGAGCAUCAUCACCUUCGCGUUCAGGGAGGCCGUCGAGGACGUGGACUAUGAAGGGUUCCUGAUCCCCAAGGGGUGGAAGGUGAUGCCGCUGUUCAGGAACAUCCACCACAGCCCGGAGUUCUUCCAGGAUCCACAGAAGUUCGACCCUUCUCGGUUCAUGGUGGCGCCCAAGCCCGGCACGUUCCUGCCGUUCGGGAGCGGCGUGCACGCGUGCCCCGGGAACGACCUGGCCAAGCUCGAGAUGGUCGUCCUCGUCCACCGCCUCGUCACCAACUACAGGUGGCAGGUGAUCGGGUCGAGCGACGACGUGACCUACAGCCCCUUCCCCGUGCCGAAGCGCGGCCUCCGGGCGAGGCUGCUGCGGGCGACGACCGCCGGCGCGGCCGAGGACUACGGCCGCCGCGCGCCGGCCGCGGCCGCCUGAGGUGGCAGCAGCAGCAGCUACCCUUUCUUUCCGUGUCGGAUACUGAUGGGCUACUACUGCUGGUCGUCGUCCCCGGCGUGUGUUGGAUUGGAUCAGUUAUUGUAAUAGCUGGUCAAUCAUUGGGAGGAUGACAGUGUAUCAUCAUCAGCAGUGUCACUGUGUCAGUAGCUAGUAGAGGACAGUAGGACACCGUGUGGUCUAGUGUCAGGCAGGUCGCCCGGGGGAAUAAGCUAAAGCUCGCCUUGGGCGCCAUUGGCAUGCUCUGAUGCUACUGCAACCAGAGUAUAAGAAUAAAGCGGUGUUGGUGUCAAAAA